This is a messenger RNA of Haliotis rufescens (red abalone), 482 nucleotides long. RefSeq lists its product as uncharacterized. The coding region runs from base 122 to 448 and encodes 108 amino acids. The record is from RefSeq and is a predicted model, not a curated record. NCBI's taxonomy places the organism in Eukaryota, Metazoa, Mollusca, Gastropoda, Lepetellida, Haliotidae. The transcript has 3 exons.
CCUGCACCUAUUACUCCUACGUCUUCUAUAAAUUGUCCAAGUGUUGUGAGAUUUAAGCCACAUACGGGAAUAUUCACUGAGAAGAUUCAGUUUCUGGGGUGUUCCGAUUUUACAGUCAAGAAUGAGCCAACUUGUGCACGUGUUCGCGUGUCUCGUUGCCCUGGCGUGCCUCGGCCAUGCAUUGGAAGACGACAAGUCAGAGGAGAUUAAUGGACACGUUCGAGACAUGAUUCAUAGUGUUAGUUCCGCCGCCAGACGAGCGAUUGACGGCGACGUCAAUGACGUCAGGUACGCCAAGCGUGAUCGGCAGGUGCUGGGUUUCGGGGGCCGAUGUGGAGGGUACAACGAGUGGUGUUCUUUCUGGGGCACCCACUGCUGUGAUCCAAUGAAGUGCAAGUACAAGAACUGGACCCAUCGCUUCUCCGACACUGGGGGUCGCUGCCUGUAAACGCUGACGUCGACUUAAUAAAGAUUCACAAAAU